This is a messenger RNA of Aureobasidium pullulans EXF-150, 1116 nucleotides long. RefSeq lists its product as uncharacterized. The record is from RefSeq and is a predicted model, not a curated record. The coding region runs from base 1 to 1116 and encodes 371 amino acids. The transcript is spliced from 5 exons. Lineage: Eukaryota; Fungi; Ascomycota; Dothideomycetes; Dothideales; Saccotheciaceae.
AUGGAUCAAUCGUCGCCCACCACUCGCCCGCGGACGACCUCUCGCGCCUUCAGUCACAAGUCCGACCACAGUCGCAGCAGCAAGCAUGAGGUCUUGGUCGAUAACCCUGCCGAGAAGCAGCGCCGCGAUAGCUUCUGGAAGGGCGGGUCCAAGGCGAACCCAAAUGCUGCUAUGAAUGAGGCCCAGCCCGGAGGUGCGUUUUCCUUUCUCUCCAUCUUCGCCUUUCCCGUAACUCCGGCUGACCCCAACAAAGAUGCCGCCGUCAUGGAGAAGGCCACCAUGGAGUCGCUCCGCAACGUCCAACACAAAGAUAGUAAUGGUAAUGUAAUCACUGAACCCGACCUUUCCAACCCGACCCGCCCUCGCUGGGAAAGACCUCUCGACACCAUCAGAUCUUUUGAAAGAGCUAUCGAUGGCGGAUAUAAGCGCCGCUCCGUUAGUAGAUCUGAGAGCUACACCUACACCAACCACGAUCAAAGUCGCAGAAGCAGCUACUACGGUGGUAACAACUACGACUCUGGCCGCUAUGAGAAUGGUUCGCAAUACGCCGGCGGACACUAUGCAUCGCGUCGUCCCGACGGCCACUCUGAUAUCGGUGUGGGACCUGGAGCACCUCCUUCCCGCAAUCGCUACGCACAGCGUAUGAACGCCAGCCGCUCUAACAGCGCAUACGGCUUCUAUCCUCAACAUAGUUACAACGAUUCGUACGAUACUGGUGCAGCCAACCACAGUGACAGCACUGGACCCUGGAACAACUCGACAGACCCCAGCAGCGAGAACAGCUCUCUCGACCGUGCCAAUGGCGUUCCUAAGCAGACCGAUCCGUACGGAUACGACAUCUACAACGGCCCUCCGAUCAUGGAGGAGUAUGCUAGCGACUCUGACGGCGGUUAUGGGAUGUCUCACGGCAACAGAACUGGACACGCUGGCGGAAACCCAUCAGCCCCUACACAAUCGCAGGCUCCACCUGUUCGCGCACCCAUUAAGCUUGGUGGUGCCGAGGGUGCGUCCAACUUUUCUUCUCAAGGUGGACAUCUGCCGCCCGCCACUCGCCCCACUCCCGUAAAAGAGGAGAAGAAGAAGGGUUUCUUCAAGAAGCGAUUCAGCAAGGGUUAA